UGCUCUGUCCAAUGCCUAAACAGAAAAGACUGUUAACAAUUCAUUAUUAUUGCGCAGACACAGUAACAAUGGCUUGUCUGCUGCAAACUGUAAAUCAUCAAUCCAUGUUUAACAUUUUAUUUAUUUAGAUUGAAUUCAUAUAGAUACAUUCAAAUGCAUGCAUUUUAGAUAAGGUUUUACUUGUCAGCAAAUUCAUUGUAGAGCCAUUAAUUUGAUUUGCAUCAGAGCAACCUUCAUUUUGGUAACUAGCACAGUGGAACGUGUUGUGUGAGAGCAUUAGUCCACCCGGAACUUUUAAAGGAAUGAACGGUCCAUUUGUUUUCAUUCUUGUGCUGCACACAGUGCAAGAAUGACUUGCCGUGAAAAACACAUUUUCAGGUAACUGGAGUGUAAAUAACUAUGGAUGACGACGAGUUGCUGACCUUCCAGCAGCGCUGGAAAAAGGAAUUAGAGAAAAAGACUCAAGCUGAGAGCACUGGGUCGCAUAACUCUGGGGUACUCGGCGCUCAAUGCACUGUAACUCUAUCUAAAACUACUUAUUUUAAAGACAGUUGUAAAAGCCAUUUUCCAUUGGAGGAUGAAACGGGAAACUGUUCAAAUCUGUCUGGAAACGACAGUGCUAGUAGUUCAUACCAAGCUCGAGAGGUUAAAGACACAUCACCGUGCAAGUCUUUAGAGGAGCGUGCAGAGCAUCAACCACAAUAUGUGUCCAUAGCAGAAGGCUUAUUAGAUGGAAGGAGCAGUCCCUUGCUGGACAGAAUUCAAGAGGAGAGGACGCGAAGGAAAAGGCAGCACGGUCACGCGAACUUUCAUUCUAAUCAACAACCUCAGAAGAAAGUUAAUACUGGGAAAAAACUAGUCGAUCAGUUUAUACAAGACUUGAACGACAUUAAUGACAUUCCCUUCUUUGAUGUGGAACUGCCAUAUGAGUUGGCACUGAAGAUUUUCCAGUUUCUUGACCGAUGUGAGCUGGGAAGAUGCGCACAGGUAAGCAAAGCCUGGAAAGUGUUGGCAGAGGAUGAAGUGCUGUGGUACAAUCUGUGUCAGGAAGAGGGAUACCACAUCGAAGCGAACGUCUCUGACUCCCCCUGCUGGAAGAGUAGUCUGCGGGAUUGUCGGAGCACUGAUAAACUAGUGUGCUCCAACUGGAAGAAUCGUGUUGGAUCCAUCAGUCAUCUCCAGUUUGAGUUGGGAAAGAUUCUAUGUGAUGUCAGCUGCUGCAGUGGAUAUGUAUUUGCUGGGUACACCUCAGGUGGUGUCCGUCUGUGGGACACUCAGCACUGGGAUUCGGGGACGUCGUACUUUCGGCCGACCCACGCAAACACGGAUGUCACGGAUGCCCCUAAUCUACACAUCAGUCAUGUCCAAGUCAACAAGAUGGUGGCAGCCGCUGCAUUUGAAGAUGGAUCGGUGGAUGUAUGGAGCAUAGAGACUGGAUCCGAACCCAUCCACCACCUCCAGCACCUCCAGAGGGUCAACGCCCUGGUGCUGAGCCCAGACCACCCCAGCGUAGCCACUGCCUGUGGGGCAGACAUACGCGUGGACUCCCCGGACGACAAGGGCUACUGGAGGACCCUCUGCCUGACCCACCUGCCCAAACCUGUGGAUCACCUGAGUCUGGUGCCGGGCAGGCAGGCCUCUCUGCUGGCAGUGGCUUCAGCCAGUGAGAGCGUCUAUCUCCUGGAGCCUGGACAGGACCAGAAGGUCCUCCACUCUGUCUACGGCCAC
This is a messenger RNA of Clupea harengus (Atlantic herring), 1728 nucleotides long. It is a transcript of the gene fbxw8, whose product is annotated as F-box and WD repeat domain containing 8. The transcript has 7 exons. The record is from RefSeq and is a predicted model, not a curated record. The annotation marks the transcript as partial. NCBI's taxonomy places the organism in Eukaryota, Metazoa, Chordata, Actinopteri, Clupeiformes, Clupeidae. Gene Ontology annotation, molecular function: protein binding.